This is a messenger RNA of Magnolia sinica, 1638 nucleotides long. RefSeq lists its product as uncharacterized. The transcript has a single exon. NCBI's taxonomy places the organism in Eukaryota, Viridiplantae, Streptophyta, Magnoliopsida, Magnoliales, Magnoliaceae. Bases 66 to 1451 code for a protein of 461 amino acids. The record is from RefSeq and is a predicted model, not a curated record.
AUUAGUCGUAGCCAAACGGGAAAAGAUCUCACCCUACAAGCCAUCUCAUUUACUCACCCGCAGUCAUGACCGUAUCUGCAGUCCGUCAGCUCUCCACAUCCACCAUACGCCCACUGCGAAAGCUAGAACAAGCACCCCCACAACGUUGCGAGCUGACACCUUGGGAUGUUUCUUUACUCUUCCUCCGCUACAACCAAAGGGGUCUACUCUUCCAUAAACCCCACCCAUCCGACGGUCAAGAUGAAAAGCCCAUCACCAUCAUUAUAGACCGACUGAAACAUUCCCUCUCUCACGUUCUUGCCCACUUCUCACCUCUCGCCGGCCGCCUCGUAUUUGGAAACAACGCCUCGUCUUCUUCUUCUUCCCAUGUCUUCAUAGACUGUAACGAUGCAGGAGCUGAGUUCAUCCACGCGGUUGCUGAUAUAGGUGUGGCCCACGUACUUACCACAAUCGACGUGCACCCUAUCGUCGAGUCGUUCUUCCCUCUUAACGGAGCCGUCAACUGUGACGGAAUCUCACUGCCUUUGUUUGCAGUGCAGUUAACGGAAUUGACGGACGGAUUCUUCGUGGGCUGCUCUUUCAACCACGCCGUCGCUGACGGCACCUCCUUUUGGCAUUUCCUCAGCUCCUGGUCCGAGAUUUGCAGAAUCAAUAUCUCGAGAGAAAAUGAACCUCUCGUCAAUAUCUCACGACCUCCAGUCGUCCAGCGAUGGUUUCCUUCAGGAAAACUAUCUCCUGUCUCACUCCCGUUUUCUAACCCACACGAAUUCAUAGAGACAGUUUCCCGUCCGCUUCUCCGCGAUCGGUUCUUCCAUUUCACACCCAAGUCAAUCGCGCGAUUGAAAGCAAAAGCAAACGAGGAAGGCAAGACGAACAAGAUCUCGGCUUUCCAAGCUUUGUCCGCGCACAUGUGGAGAUCGGUGACACGUGCAAGGAACUUGCCAGCAGAUGAGAUUAUAAGCUGUGGGUUUUCGAUUGAUAACAGAUCGAGACUGGAACCGCCUCUGUCACGUGACUAUUUUGGCAACUGUGUUCAAGGGAAAAGAGCGACGGUUAGAGCAGGGGAGCUGCUGGCCCACGAUUUAGCAUGGGCCGCGUGGCUUGUGUACCGGACUGUGGUGGAGCAUAACGAUGCAGUAGUCCGCAGCACGUAUGACGCGUGGGCGAAAGCACCGUUCUUUAUCUACUUGAGCAAGAUGGACAACGUCAGCGUGGUGAUCGGGGGCUCCCCGAGGUUUGACGUGUACGGUGUGGAUUUCGGUUGGGGAAGGCCGGUGUCGGUAAGGAGCGGCGGAGAAAAUAAGCUGGAUGGGAAGAUAUCCUUGUUUCCAGGAAGGGAAGGAGGAGGGAGCGUAGACCUCGAGCUUUGCCUUGCGCCGGCGGUGAUGUGCGCACUCGAGUCCGACGAUGAGUUCAUGGACACGGUUUCUUCCCCUCCGCGCAUACUCUAGUUGCAAAAUGCUCCACACGUGUCGUCUCAAAUACAACCUAACAGCAUUUGGUUUGCGGUAGUACGUUGGAUCAGGACUGUCCAUGUGGUGCACCAGCUGUUGGUGGGCCAUUGUUGUGAUUUUUUUUUUUCAAUCCCUUGUUGUGAAAUUCACACAAAAGUACGAUUAUGAGAUGGAACUUUGGUAA